Messenger RNA from Aspergillus costaricaensis CBS 115574, 1804 nucleotides. RefSeq lists its product as uncharacterized. Gene Ontology annotation, molecular function: DNA-binding transcription factor activity, RNA polymerase II-specific; DNA binding; zinc ion binding. Bases 1 to 1719 code for a protein of 572 amino acids. The transcript has a single exon. The record is from RefSeq and is a predicted model, not a curated record. NCBI's taxonomy places the organism in Eukaryota, Fungi, Ascomycota, Eurotiomycetes, Eurotiales, Aspergillaceae. Gene Ontology annotation, biological process: DNA-templated transcription; regulation of DNA-templated transcription.
AUGGCUUCUGGAAACGAGCGUUGUGGCUCUACUGGAAAGGUCCUCGAUCAGAGGGCGUCCCCAUCGAAUGUAUCACCCUUUCUGCGUCUUCACCUGAACCGCCCAAGGUUAGCGCGGAAGCGCAACGUGCAGGCUUGCGAGCAAUGCCGGUCUAGGAAGAUCAAAUGCGAUCGAGCGAAGCCCCAUUGUCGAUGUUGCAGCAUGAAUGGUCGGUCCUGCGUCUACCGACCGAAGGCUGUGGUGAGAGCUGUGGGGAAUGUGACGACAGAUGAGCGUAUUUCGUCGCGUUCUGCGAACCAACAAUCGAGCGGAGGGCCAGAGGAGCAGCAACCGAUCCCAUUCAACCAAGUCGGUCAUCUCAAAGCAUCGGAUGACGGUCGAUUACGGUAUUACUCGAGCUCAUCAUGGGUGGCUGGGGUGGAGAAGUCCACUGUCUCUCCCUGCGAUCGGCAUGGUCUUUCACCGAGAUCAGCACCUCAAACAUCGAACGACUUCAUCUAUCUGACCGAGGUGGACCAGCUCAUUGCAUGGUAUGCGCAGUAUUGCCACUUCUGGUUUCCACUUGUAGACUGCCACGAAGUUGUUGCUCAAGUGCACGAGCAGCGAAACCAGGGAAGCUCGAAGCCUGGUGCGCUCGCGCUCAUUGCAGCUAUAUGCUACACUGCGACCCGAUCCAUCACGGCACCAAAGGACCCCAAUGUGUGGUUCUCGUCUCGCUUCUCGUUUUGGAAAGAAGUCACUACUCAACUCUUGGCCGAAUCCGGUUACCCGAGUCGACCCAAUUUGAAUACCGUUCGAGUAGCUUUCUUUCUUGCCAUUCCCAGCAUGGCGGAAGGACACACUCAUCCCAAUCCCAGCUCGGUUUCUAUCCUCGUAAGAGCUGCCCAGUCUCUCGGUCUUCACCGGGAACCGCUGUUCUUCCAGCUCUCUGCUCCAGAUGCGGAGGCCAGUCGCGUGAUCUGGUGGUCGAUCCGCGGCUUGGACAUCACCUAUGCUAUCUCGCAUGGCCUUCCCCCACUGAUCCAUCCUGAAACCACGGACGUCCGAUCCGUUGACUGCGGGAAUAGCUCAGAGCGCAAGCUUCUUGGUACCAUAUCACUGACCACCACAUUUAUCUCAAAGAUUAUGCACCGUGUUUACGGCGUGAGCCAGCCCACUCUUCGCGAUAUCAACCAGUUGGGUGAUGAGGCGGAAAAGAUUUAUGCUGAAGAAUGUGAAAAAGACCAUGUCCCCGUGGAUGCCCUACAAAGGUUCAUUGCCAUGAGUCGAAUGAUGUGCUGCUGCAAGAUGAUGUUUAUUCUACAUCAGCCCUAUCUACGCACGUCACAGUGGCCUCAAGAAUCCAGAGCAAAGGCUUUGAUAUCUUGUCAGCAUUAUAUUCGUGGCUUUGUAGCUGGAGUCAGCGACGAAUCACUGGCACCCUACCGAUGGGUGUUAGACCAUUUCGACGUGAUUCACGCCUGCGCCAUUAUCCUGCAGGACCUGAUCCAACAUUGUCACUCUCCAGAAUCAAGCAGUCUUCGUGAUGUGGUGAAUAUCUGCUUUUCGACCUUUUCGAAGGGCCACCAUCCUGUUUGGACGCAGCUUGAAACGCUCAGGUCAAAAGCGUGGGCGGCCAAUGGAUGGCCUGUGAAUGGUGAGGUAUUGGAAUCUGACGCCAGCUUGGCCGAUUACGACCCGCUUUUCGCGUCUUUCCUGUGGGAGGAGUUAGUGAUAUAAGUAGAACAAACAUGUGCAUACUUUGGGGGUUUCCAAUCCGUCCGUCGCUAUAUAUUAGGAACUUUUAAGAGGACAUGAAAGGAUU